Phyllopteryx taeniolatus (common seadragon) is the source of this 5245-nucleotide messenger RNA. Its product is annotated as zinc finger protein 501-like. The transcript is spliced from 2 exons. The record is from RefSeq and is a predicted model, not a curated record. NCBI's taxonomy places the organism in Eukaryota, Metazoa, Chordata, Actinopteri, Syngnathiformes, Syngnathidae. Gene Ontology annotation, molecular function: RNA polymerase II cis-regulatory region sequence-specific DNA binding; DNA-binding transcription factor activity. Gene Ontology annotation, biological process: regulation of transcription by RNA polymerase II. The coding region runs from base 278 to 1516 and encodes 412 amino acids.
GGUACACAAACGAAGAAGAAGCUGCAAAAAAGAAACAAAGAAGAAAAAUGGCUGAGGAUGAACAUUAGCAUUGAGAAAACCAAUGUCCCUGUUAAUGCGUUCAUUGCUGGGUCUUUUCUUCUGUAUUCAGAAUGUGUUUAUAUUUGGUAUAACACUGUAAAACAUAGUUGUUGUUUUUUUCCUGACCGCCUGAAGGCCCCUCAAGAUUAGCUUAGCUUGCUCGCUGUGAACAAAGAGGUCGAGUGUGAGUGGAAAGUGUUGUGAUUGUCGUGUGAAAAUGUGCAAAGUGCAAAUGCUGAGAGCGUUGCUGAAUCAGCGACUAAGUGCGGCCGUUGACGAAAUAUUUGUAGUGUUCCAAAGAACAAUAGCAGAGUACGAGGAGGAACUUUGUCGUACAAAAGCGGAGAACGAGCGACAACGUCAAAUUUUGGACGCUGUUUUCAAGCCUUCGUUUGGAUCAAACAGAGCAGAUGCAGAAAGAAUGGACGACGUUGGUGGGGUUAGACCUGCAAAAAGUUCCAGUGAAGAUGAUCUUCUCCCUGAACAGCAGGAAUGGAGUUCUGGAGUGGAGCAGGAGGACAUAGAGCCCGCUUGGGUUAAAGAGGAAGAAGAGGAGGCUGACAUUGCCAAGUUCCCGUUGACUGUCGUCCAUGUGAAGAGUGAAGAUGAUGAAGAUCUGCCUCACUCCUCGCAGCUUCAACACAGUCGAAGCGAAAAUAGACGAUCCCGAGCAGACAGUCUCUUAGCGCCACGAUCAGACAGUGAUGACGCAUCGUCACACUUUCCUGAUGCUGAGGAGCCUAAAGGUGAUGUCAGAUGUCAGACGGACAGUGGACACCUUAAAUGCACUGAUUGUGACAAAACCUUUAGUGAUAACUCAACGUUGAAAAGACACAGGAGAUGUCACACUGGAGAAAAACCUUUUGCAUGCUCGCUUUGUGACAAAAAGUUCUCUCAGAGGGCAAGUUUGGUGGCGCACACGAGAACACACACAGGAGAAAGACCUUAUACCUGCUCACUCUGCACCAAAAGUUUCCGCGAUAAUUCUGCAUUAGCUACACACAUGAGAACGCACACUGGGGAGAAACCUUUUACCUGCCCGUUUUGUGAUAAACGAUUUGCUCACAAAGGCCAUUUGAUAUCGCACACAAGAACACACACUGGGGAAAAGCCUUUCACCUGCUCAGUUUGCAACACAAGUUUUAGAGUGCACUCAGUCAUGAUGAUACACAUGCGAACGCACACAGGAGAAAAACCCUUCGCCUGCUCAGUUUGUGGCAAAAGGUUCACUCAAAAAGGAAGCUUGAUAAUACACACAAGAACGCACACCGGAGAGCGACCGUACACAUGCUCAGUCUGCAACAAAAAUUUUAGGGUUCGUUCAGCUUUGGCAACACACAUGAAAACACACACCGGGGAGAAAGUUUUUGGAUGCAGUGUGUGUGAUAAAAGAUUUACUCAUAAGUUUCAGGUUGACAGACACAAAUGUACUGGUGAGAACAGCAGCAGUCAAUGAAGGACUCUAAAUAAACCAAAGACUUGAAGCCUCUUUCAUGUGGCAAUCCCUCAACAUUGGGGCUUUAAAUGCAGAAAACAGCAAAACAAAAUAUAGUAAUCAGGAUGACGCGCUGCUGCUUCCCAAAAUGUUUAUAAUUACCUGUAUUAUUGGUUUAAACCGUAUCUAUACCACAAACUAUGACCCCAAAACACUAAUAUCAUGUCAAACUCGUAUUACCAUUAAAAAAAUGGCAUACAAAUGAUUUGAUUUUGAAAAGAUGAACAUUUGUGUGCAUGUGGAGUGAAGACUUGUCUUUCAAUCGAGAUGUAUCACUUCAAUUUACUUCAUUGGCACCAAUGUACCACUUUCCUAUUAUGGCUUUGGUGCCAUUUUGUGGCAUUUUAGGACAUGUCAGAAACAGCACAAAAAAUUAGAAUAUGUUAGUGUUUUUCAGCAAAUGGCUGGGGAUUUGUUCCACAGAACGCAAGUUGGUGAAUUUGUGAAUAGUCAACUGAAUAUGCAGAGAUUACUGUAUUGGCAAAACUGCGUGCAAUUUCACUUGGCAUCCCGCAAUCAGACAAUUACAGAAGCGUAUUGCAUUCACUUGGAUUAAAAAAACCUCCUGUUUUUCUGAGUAAUCUUUUUUUGAGGGCUUUGUUUUUUUUGAAUAAUUUUUUUUCUGUUUUUCUGAGAAUUUUUUCCUGUUUUUCUGACAUUUUUUCCACCUGUUUUUCUGACUAUUUUUUUCUGUUUUUCGGACAAAUUUUUUUCCACCUGUUUUUCGGACAAAUUGUUUUCUCUUUCUGACAAAAAUUAUUUCCACCUGUUUUUCUAAUAAUUUUUUUCUGAGUUAUCGGGACACAUCAAACUCACGCAAGAACCUGCGAACUGCAAGUGACUCUUUGCGGACUCUGUAGUAAGCAACAUGACCGGCUUAUUUAGUUUGAUCAAGUUUUAUUUUGAUAUGGGUUUAAGACACUGGGAGAUACGCCUGUCUUUGAGUCACAUAGAUGGUAUUGUCAUUAGUUUGUCAACAUUACGCAGGCACCUGCGGACUUUGCGUUUGUUCAGGAGGAAAGCCCAUUCAGAUCUGCUAGAUACAGCAAUGUUUGUCCAGAAUCAGUUGGACAGAUAUGGUAUGCUCCAUGGAUACAAGAUGAUGCAUUCAAAAUGCAUUCAGGCUGGCUACGUGGUGACUCAAGAGACAAUCAGGAGACUGAUGAAAAUACUGGACCCACAUGGUAUGCAACAGAGGCACCGGAGUCGGCUUCGCCGGCGUGUGUACCACAAUCCGGCCCAGCAGUAAUCCGCCAUUAAUGAGUCCGCAAAGAGUCACUUGCAGUUCGCAGGUUCUCGCGUGAGUUCGAUGUGUCUCGAUAACUCAGAAAAAAAUUAGUCAGAAAAACAGGUGGGAAAAAAAAUAUUCAAAAAAAACAAAGCCCUCAAAAAAAUUACUCAGAAAAACAGUUUUCUUUUUUUAUCCAAGUGAAUGCAAUACGCUUCCGUAGACAAUUAGAUGCAUGAUAGGAUCACCAAACAUAAUGGGUGACGUCACUGCUGAGUCCAUUUUUUGUUUUUUUAAUAUAUGUAUAAUUUUUGUUUGUGGUCACUCCUUUGUUCUUGCAUGUAGAACGGCAGAGGUCACACACGACUCAGAAAAAGUUAGGGAUGUUUGAAGUAUGCUAUGAAAUUUCAGGAUGAACCUAAAAUUCACUCUACAUGUACUUUACAAGUGAAAUUAAUUAUACUUUCUUUAAAACUUUCAAUGCACAUGGCAAACUGCUCUAUAUUUCAGUACUUUUUGCACAACUUCUCUAACAAGGAGUUGAACGGCUAAAUUCACAACAGGGCGGCACGGUGGCCGACUGGUUAGAGCGUCAGCCUCACAGUUCUGAGGUGCGGGGUUCAAUCCCCGUCCCCGCCUGUGUGGAGUUUGCAUGUUCUCCCCGUGCCUGCGUGGGUUUUCUCCGGGCACUCCGGUUUCCUCCCACAUCCCAAAAACAUGCAUUAAUUGGAGACUCUAAAUUGCCCGUAGGCAUGACUGUGAGUGCGAAUGGUUGUUUGUUUCGAUGUGCCCUGCGAUUGGCUGGCAACCAGUUCAGGGUGUACCCCGCCUCCUGCCCGAUGACAGCUGGGAUAGGCUCCAGCACGCCCGCGACCCUAGUGAGGAGAAGCGGCUCAGAAAAUGGAUGGAUGGAUGGAAUUCACAACAGAUUCCGGUCUCUAUUGCAACCUGCUGAUGACACUGUGACACUUUCAGUUCAGUGACCACUUCCCUCUGAGCAUAUUCUGUUUGAAGCAUCGCAAUGGAGAGGUAGUGAAAAAUUGAACAGUUGUACAUCUGCAAAAGUUUAGAGAAGGUCAAAUGAAGUUCACCUGUAAAGGUUAUUGUGCAUUUUAGGUUCAUCCUGAAAUUUCACUUGAAAGCCGAAUAUCCUAAGCAUUUUGUGAGUAGUGUAUGAGUAAGUACAAGAAAGUCUCAAUUCUCAGAGACCUUCAAGUUCCAAGCAAAAAUGUGUGGCAAAAAUCAUGUAAGUCGACUCCUUGCUAAAUUUCAAGAAAGUCUAGUCAAGUCAUUACUUAGGUUAAGCAAGUAAUAAGUCAGACAACAGCUGACAGCAAGGUGUUGAAAGCAAUUGUCACUGUCCAGCAAUGCUUUAUACAUUGUCCAGAUAUUUGAUAGCGGGAUGCUAUGGGGCAGUAUCUCACUUUGCUUUGUUCAUGGUGUGGCAAAAACAGAAAAAUGCUGGAUCUUCUGUUACAGCAUCAAUUCUGAGGAAUAUCUGUGUGAAACAGGCGUGGGGGUGUAACCUGUUAUCUAACAAACACCAUCCUGUUAAUGUGCAUGAUAAUUUAACAUUCAAGAUGUUUGUCAUUUGAAAAUGAAAAUAGUAGUGUUCAACCAAAUUAUUAUUAAGUCUCCCUUCAAAUAAUAAUCAUGAUAAUUGUAAUACAGGUGGAACGGGGACGACUGGUUAAGAGCGUUUGCCUCACAGUUCCGAGGACCGGUAUUCAAACCCUGGCCCCGCCUGUGUGGAGUUUGCAUGUUCUCCCUGUGCCUCUGUGGGUUUUCUCUGGGCACUCUGGUUUCCACCCGCAUCCCAAAAACAUGCAUGGUAGGUUAAUUGACAACUCUAAAUUGCCUGUAGGUGUGAAUGUGAGUGCGAAUGGUUGUUUGUUUGUUAUGUGCCCUGCGAUUGGAUGGCAACCAGUUCAGGGUGUACCCCACCUCUUGCCCGAAGAUAGCUGGGAUAGGCUCCAGCACGCCCGCAACCCCAGUGAGGAGAAGCGGCUCAAAAAAUGGAUGGAUGGAUGGAUAAUUGUAAUACAGUAAUAAUAAUAGUGAACAGUAGAAACUGUAUUAUAAGAGUGUGAUUGCACUUAAAAUAGGCACAAAAAUGUAAAUACAAAAACAGAAAUGCAAGGAUUAAUACAAUAUUGAGAUGGAAGGGACAUGAAUUGCGCAAAAGAUUUAUUAAAAAAAAAAAAACCCAGACGUUGGUAAAAAACGUAUCCCGAGUAAACACUUUUGAUUUAUCAGUUAAUGGCGGGAGCAUGCCACAUUACAUUGUCCCUUUCACGACUGAAGGCCUGGGACUGGAAGCAUUGUCUUUCAUGGAAAACUCCAGCAGCACCUACCACAGCGUAUAAGUGUGCAAAUGUUUGCAUUAAAAAAAAAUCUGUAUGUAGUUAUAAGUUUCAUGUUACAACUGGAGGAACAAUGUAAAUAAAUGCAGAUCAAUCUUC